UAGUUGGAUUCCCUGCAUUUAUAAAAUCACAUAGUUUUCCAAAGUAGUUAAUGUUAGCUUUUAAUCGAAGAUCGGACAAUUCAAAUUACAUAUCAUCAAUUCAAUUAUAAAUUAUCGUGUCCAUCAAUUCUAGAUCCGACACUCCAAGUGAGUAAGUGCGUCAUCCAAUUACUGCACCAAAUCCAUUUCCCUAAUUGUGGUUAUGGCACUCUCAGAGUCUCACUUUUUAAUACAUUAUUGAGUUUUGAAGAAGAUGAUUAUGUGAUAGAGCAAAAAUACAAACAAAUAGAAAUGGCAGUGGCUGAAGAGUGCAGUUCCAACAGAGCCUCAAGAUGGUCCCUCAAAGGAAUGACUGCCCUCGUCACUGGUGGAACUCGUGGGAUUGGACAUGCCAUAGUUGAGGAUUUAUGUGGGUUUGGUGCUACCGUCCACACUUGUUCCAGAAACCAAACAGAGCUCGAUAAUUGUUUGGAUCAAUGGCGUAGUAAAGGCUUUUUGGUUUCUGGAUCUGUUUGUGAUGUUUCAUCUCGAGAUCAAAGGGAGAAGCUCAUUCAAGAAGUUACUUCAAUCUUCAAUGGCAAACUUCACAUUUAUGUGAACAAUGUUGGAGCAAACUUUAGGAAACCAACCAUUGAGUACACUGCUGAAGUAUAUUCAGAAAUAAUGACAAUUAAUUUAGAUUCUUCAUAUCAUUUGUGCCAACUUUCACAUCCUCUUCUGAAGGCAUCUGGAAUGGGAAGCAUUGUAUUCAUUUCAUCUAUUGCUGGUGUGGUGAGCUUAGGUACAGGAUCAGUCUAUGCAGCAAGUAAAGCUGCAAUCAAUCAGCUUACAAAAAAUUUGGCUUGUGAAUGGGCAAAAGAUGGCAUAAGAAGCAAUUGUGUUGUUCCUGCUACCACCAAUACACCACUUGUUGAACAUCUACUUCGCAACAAGCAGUAUGUAGACGAAAUGUUGUCUCGAACUCCUCUUGGGCGUAUCGCUGAAGCUCAAGAAAUUUCAUCCUUGGUGGCUUUCCUUUGUCUUCCGGCUGCAUCUUACAUCACAGGACAGGUUAUUUGUGUUGAUGGAGGAUUGACAGUGAAUGGAUUUCAGCCUAGUAUGAGAAUAACAUAACAUUCAUGUACUACUUGGUUCAUUGUUAAUCAUUUUUGGAACAAAGGAUCCCUAUUCUUUCAUUUGACAUUACAUUCAAUUUCACCCUGAUUGUUUUGCUUUUUCUGCUUUAUAUAUUAUUAUGCCCAGGACAUCACGGUGGAAGUUAUUAAAAUUGUGAAUAAAUUUCAAUUCAUCACAAGAAUAACAUAACAUUUAAAAUUACUUUUCAGUUUUUGUCAUCUUUAUAUUGUUUUUUUUUUCUUAAUGUAUUAUAUAUAUGGGGUGAAAUGUUACACCCGUAUAAUUUGAUUUCCACAUUAAAUUUACAUUUGGUUGAA
Molecule: messenger RNA, 1433 nt
Organism: Trifolium pratense (red clover)
Lineage: Eukaryota; Viridiplantae; Streptophyta; Magnoliopsida; Fabales; Fabaceae
Product: tropinone reductase homolog At5g06060-like
Exons: 5
Coding region: 292-1113 (273 amino acids)
Molecular function (GO): oxidoreductase activity
Source: RefSeq, a predicted model, not a curated record